Messenger RNA from Acanthisitta chloris (rifleman), 1097 nucleotides. It is a transcript of the gene WDR82, whose product is annotated as WD repeat domain 82. Gene Ontology annotation, molecular function: chromatin binding; protein binding. The record is from RefSeq and is a predicted model, not a curated record. Gene Ontology annotation, cellular component: Set1C/COMPASS complex. The annotation marks the transcript as partial. The transcript is spliced from 8 exons. NCBI's taxonomy places the organism in Eukaryota, Metazoa, Chordata, Aves, Passeriformes, Acanthisittidae.
ACCAAAGAGAACACUGUACAGUAAGAAGUAUGGAGUGGACCUCAUCAGGUACACACAUGCUGCCAACACUGUUGUGUACAGCUCCAACAAAAUAGAUGAUACAAUCCGAUACCUCUCCCUGCAUGACAACAAAUACAUUCGAUACUUCCCGGGGCACACAAAGAGAGUGGUUGCUCUUUCAAUGUCUCCAGUGGAUGAUACAUUUAUUUCUGGAUCCCUGGAUAAAACUAUUCGGCUCUGGGAUCUUCGCUCUCCUAAUUGCCAGGGUUUAAUGCAUCUCCAAGGGAAGCCUGUGUGUUCUUUUGACCCAGAAGGGUUAAUUUUUGCUGCUGGAGUCAAUUCUGAAAUGGUGAAGCUUUAUGAUCUCCGUUCUUUUGACAAGGGGCCAUUUGCUACGUUUAAGAUGCAGUAUGAUAGAACAUGUGAGUGGACAGGCCUGAAGUUCAGUAAUGAUGGGAAACUCAUCCUCAUAUCGACAAACGGUGGCUUCAUUCGGCUCAUCGAUGCCUUUAAAGGAGCUGUCCUGCAUACCUUUGGGGGUUAUAACAAUAGUAAAGCUGUCACGCUGGAGGCAUCAUUCACACCAGACUCUCAGUUCAUCAUGAUAGGUUCAGAGGAUGGGAAGAUCCAUGUUUGGAAUGGGGAAAGUGGGAUGAAGGUGGCUGUGCUGGAUGGGAAACACACGGGUCCUAUAACCUGCCUGCAGUUCAAUCCAAAAUUCAUGACUUUCGCUAGCGCAUGUUCCAAUAUGGCCUUCUGGUUGCCAACGAUCGAUGACUAAUUCCUACUCUGCAGCCGCUGUUGGAUGACUCCCAUACUGCUAACAGCAGCACAUCAUGCAAGCAUAGUAUUGGAAUUGCCUACAUCUCCUAGACUGUAUUCCUGUUCCUGUGUGUUUUCCAUGUCUUACCUUUAUUUGCUGCAUUCCCUUCUGAGGACCGCUCUGCUCAGCCUCCUGGCACAUUCAGAAGCAGCAUGUUACACAUUCUUACCUUCCAGUCUGUGCCCAGCAGGCUUCAGCCCAAGUUGGAACUGACAUAGUAUUAUUCUAAGAGCAGUGAAGCCUGUUUAAUUUACAAAAUGCUUGUGGCAUUUUU